CGACCAUUUAUGAUUUGGCCUCCUACACCCAUCCCUACUAGCGGGGAAUGGGAUAGACAACGAAUGAGCCUCGUCUCUUAUCGUUGGAGCUCUGUCGACCGAUGCUACCUUGGACGGAACCCCGCAGGCUUUCCUUAGGGUCAUGCGCCUCCCCCGACCGCAGCCCCAGCUGAGUCUUUGUUAUGCGAUUACUUAUAAAAGGAAUAGGCCAGCUUCUGGUCGGGGUCUGCAUUCGCUCUUGCUGAUCUUCCUCCCCCAUCACCGCUGCAAAGUCGAUCGCAAGACCGAUCAGUUGUGAAAAGAUCACCAGUCUUCAAGAUGAAUACCUUUGUCGCCAGUCUCGUCCUCGCUGCGUCCUUGGCGCAGGCGCAAGUGAUCUCGGUGAAAGAUUCGGAACCCUCGAUCGCGCAAAUCACGAAAGCUCAAAAGACCACCGAAGACCCGUUGUCGCCGGUCUCCAAUGUCAAAGGGCUGGCUUUCCAGCGCUUCUACCAGAUCUGGCUUGAGAACAUCGACUAUGAAGAUGCCGAAAAGGAUGAGAACAAUAAAUGGCUGGCAGACCAGGGUAUCACACUGACCAAUUUCUAUGCAAUCACCCAUCCGUCUCAGCCAAACUAUUUGGCCGCCGCCGGAGGUGAUGCGUUUGGCAUGGAUCAUGAUGAAUUCGUCCAGGUCCCGGAGAAUGUCUCGACGGUGGCAGAUCUGCUGGACACGAAGCACAUCUCGUGGGGAGAGUACCAAGAGCAUAUUCCCUACCCUGGGUUCCAGGGAAUGAACUACUCCAACCAGGAGACCUAUGAACCCGACUAUGUGCGGAAGCACAACCCCUUUGCCCAGUACAACUCGGUCACCCAGAAUGAAACCCGUCUGCGUCAGAUCAAGAGCUUCGAGGAUUUUGAAGACGACCUGAAGAAUGAGAAGCUCCCGCAGUGGGCGUUUAUUACCCCCAACAUGACCAACGAUGCGCAUGAUACCAACAUCACCUUUGCGGCCAAGUGGCAGCGCAACUGGGUUGCCCCCCUGCUCAAAAACCCUUACUUCAUGAAGGAUACCCUGCUGCUCCUCACGUUCGAUGAGGACAAGACCUUCCCCAAGGACAAUAAGAUCUUCAGUGUCCUCCUUGGCGGCGCCAUUCCCGAGAACUUGAAGGGCACCAAGGACGAUACCUUCUACACCCAUUACUCGACCAUUGCAUCCGUGUCCGCCAACUGGGGUCUCCCCUCGCUCGGACGCUGGGACUGCGGCGCGAACCUUCUGGAGAUUGUCGCCAACAAGACCAAUUAUGGCAAUUAUGAGGUCGACACCAAGAAUCUCCGCCUCAACGAAACCAACCCCGGACCCCUGUCCGAUGACGACCUGUCGAAGUUUACCCCCGAAUGGCCCGUCCCGUUGACCGAAGGCGAGUGCUCCGCGGGCCACGGCAUCCUGGAUAUUGUCAAGGAGACCUACAAGGGUCACAAAGCUAGCCACGACUACACCAAGCCCUUCCCGGUUGAUACCAAGGCUGGCUACAACGUUGACGUUAAAGCGACCAAGACGAAGGGCGCGUCGGGGUCCGCGUCGCCUGUUCCUUCCCCGGACGCAGCAGCUUCUCAAGUGCCCCUCACCCUUGGCUCUGUCUUCGCUGUCAUGAUGGCAGCGGCCCUGAAUCUCUUCUAAUUGCACUCUGUGGCAAAAGAAACAAAACCAGUCCGCUUAUAUGCGGAGCUCUAGCUUUAGUAAAC
Aspergillus campestris IBT 28561 is the source of this 1724-nucleotide messenger RNA. Its product is annotated as acid phosphatase PHOa. The coding region runs from base 319 to 1659 and encodes 446 amino acids. Lineage: Eukaryota; Fungi; Ascomycota; Eurotiomycetes; Eurotiales; Aspergillaceae. Gene Ontology annotation, biological process: phospholipid catabolic process. The record is from RefSeq and is a predicted model, not a curated record. Gene Ontology annotation, molecular function: hydrolase activity, acting on ester bonds. The transcript has 3 exons.